Molecule: messenger RNA, 951 nt
Organism: Sceloporus undulatus (fence lizard)
Lineage: Eukaryota; Metazoa; Chordata; Lepidosauria; Squamata; Phrynosomatidae
Product: RT1 class I histocompatibility antigen, AA alpha chain-like
Exons: 3
Coding region: 38-466 (142 amino acids)
Biological process (GO): immune response
Cellular component (GO): external side of plasma membrane
Source: RefSeq, a predicted model, not a curated record
GCUAAAGUGAAGACUUCAGUAGGGGACUGUGGAGGCGAUGGAGCGCCUUCUCCUGCUUGUGCUCUUCAGUCUGUCGGCCUUUGUGGGUCCCCCGGGGCUGGCCCUCCCUCGGGGCUCCCAGGGCCCUCCUGCAAGGGACGGCUCCUCUUCUCACUCCCUGAGAUAUUUCUACACAGCCGUGUCAGAGGCUGGCACAGGAAUGCCCCACUUCCUUGCUGUGGGGUAUGUGGAUGGUCAGCCUAUUACACUGUAUGACAGCAAUGGACAGAGGUUUUUGCCUCAAGCUCCCUGGAUGGAGGAUGCUACAAGCGACAUCAGCCACUACUGGGAGACACGCACCGCAGUUCUCAAGAGCGAUGAGGCUGCAUUCAGGGCGGACCUGGCCACCUUAAGGGACCGCUACAACCAGAGCGGAGAUAUGAGUUAUUUUCUUCUUUGGCACCUUUUCUUCCUUGCUGAAUGGUAAGUCUAGUGGAGAGUUUAAGCUGGGGUGGGGGUGAGGGUGUCCAAGGCUCAUAGUGAAAGGUCCCCAUAUGGCUGGAAUGGCCAGAUUAAAUCUAGAUUCUAUACAUUAUACCCAGAGUAGUCUCUGACAACGCUGGCUCUUUGGCUUACUAAUGGAGACGAGCACCACUCCCUAUGGUUGGACACGACUUUACAACCUUGUCAACAGGGAAUACUUUCACCUUUUUAAAUCAUACCAGCACACAGCACAAAGACAUGGCAGUCAUUACAAGGUUUGAAUCUUUUAUUGGAAUUUUGAAUCCUUUAUUCAGGCACAUGAACCUCUAAAUUAAAUGGGUUUUUAAAAUAAAUAUGAGUUAAAUACUUGUAUUCAUCAGGAUGUUUUGCCUUCCUUCUGCAGUGUCUUCAGUACCAGGAAAACAAAAUAGUAGCUGUGAAGUAGAUAGGGCAGGGGUAGGCAACCUUUUUGAUCCGGGGGCCGGGUUG